AUCAAUCAAAUAUGCAUUUCUGCGUCUCAUCGUUUCCGUCCGCGGCUUGUAUAAUAGUUUUGGUUCUACAGCUGUCAUGUUUCACGGGAAAUAUUUCGGCAGUGGAGUUAACGCUUUCUGCAGAGCCAAACAUAAAUGUCGAUUUAUCGGCAACAGUUUCGUCGGAUGAUAUGAUAUUCACCACGUUGCCGUCCGUGUUCGACCAAAUCGAAGUGAAAAAAACCAAUUCACAACCGGAGGUUUCGUUCGUUCUGGGAGAAGAGCCGAUAAUUGAGAAACUGCCCACAGCAGAAGUUUCGGUGAAGGUGGACGGUGAACUGACUAUUGAAAAAUUACCUUCUCAGUCAGACGACCCGUUAAACCCAACUAAAUCCGAUGAACAACCUCAAACAGAAGUUUCGUAUGAUGUAAAUGAUCCGACCAACACCAAUAGACCAGAUUUGAACGUUUCUUACGACGUGAAAAUUGAACCAACCACGACCACAACAACAACUACGCAGCCAGCCGAGACUUCAUCCAAAACUAACAAAGUUACGGGCAAUCCGUGGAUACAGAAGAUACAAGUUGCCAAGUCUAGGAGCUUACCACUUACCCAACAAAAUACCUCUAUGAAAAUAUCAACUGAAAAACCGAUUUUAUUGGGUCAAAUCAUUUCAAACGUCCUAUAUGGACCUCCUUGGUUAGCUCCUCAAACAAACUUAAAAUGUGCGCAAGACAUGAUGCUGUACAAUAUGCACUUGCAAAACUUGACGUUGUGGGCAUAUAAAAUGUUAGAUGCCACAUCAAAAGGUCCCGAAGGGCUUGUAGACGCAAACACAUUCAGUUUCGGUAAUUUCGACCAAUGUUUAGAAUCACAAUCUAAAAAUCUCGGUAUAUCCGGAGGAUACUCGUUGGUAGACAUUGAUUUUCGACCAAGUUAUCAAUCAUAUCCAGAAUUUUAUGACAAUGAUCACUCGAAAGAUUACGAUCCGUUUGACCAAGAUAAGACGACAUGGGAAAUAUUGAAGCACAACGUACAAGAGGCUUAUGUACAAAGGCACAGGUUUCAAUGGGCCGUGUGUUUACCAGAUACUUGUCAAUCGGAGGACGUUCAAAAGAUCGUGAGCAACGUAUUAAUACCAGAGCUGAACCGUCAUGGAUUGGAAGGUAAUGUAACCAUCGACCCAUUGUUGCACACUUCCAAAGAAAAUGUAUAUAAAUUCACUGCGGGUUUCUUCUUUGUCUGUACAAUGUACGUAAUGAUCGGACUGCUUGUAAUCGUAGGCACUUUAUACGAUUUUAUUUAUCUGCAAUACCGACCAAAAUCUGAACACGGACCACUGAAAAAACUCAUGAAACCGUUUUCACUUAUCUCAAACUUUGAAAGACUUAUGAAACCGUCGGAAACCGAAGAGUUUUCAAUUUUAAAUGGAUUUAAAGUAUGCGCGAUUCUACAGGUCAUCAUCGGUCACAGAUGGUUUAUUGAGCUCGGAAACCCACAGUCAAAUCCUAAUUUUACUCAUUGGAUGAUUCACAAUUUCUGGUUGGGCUACUUUAAAUGUACCAUAUUUUUAGAAACAUUCUUUGUAAUUAGUGGAUUCCUCACGUUCUAUCUAAUUACAAAACAACUUACAGAAAAAAAACAUUUAAACUUCAUACCCAUUAUGAUUUACAGAUGGUUGAGAAUAUUCCCAGUGUACGGAACACUUAUUGUCACAUAUAUUUUCGUACUUCCAUAUCUUAACAGUGGUCCUUUAUGGAGGAUGAUCGUGUACAGGGAAUCGGAAAGAUGCCAAACCAAUUGGUGGACAAACGUACUUUUUAUAAACAAUUACGUGCACACGGACGAAUUGUGUAUCAUCCCCGCGUGGUAUUUGGCUUGUGAUAUGCACUUCUUCAUAGUUGGCACACUACUCACCUAUGUGAUUUGGAAAUGGAGGAAACAAGGACUGGUGAUGCUUGGAGCGUGUUUGGUUUUAUCGACAGUAAUUCCUGCCUAUAUAAUAAUGACUGAGAAUCAACGAGGAACGGCUGAUAUUACUCCCCAAAAUCUUAAAGAUCUCAGCAAAGAAAGAUUUUAUACUGAAGUGUAUAUAAAAAGCCAUAUGAGGGCAAUGACUUACUUUGUUGGACUCUUAGCAGGAUACCUGUACAUGAGGUUGAAGGAAGCUGAUUACAAAUUGUCAUUGAAAAGUCGUAUUUUCUGGGCUCCAGUUGUUCUUAUGAUUGGAAAUGUUAUAUAUUUGAGUUCUGGAACAUUCUUUACAUUAAAACAUAAAUAUGUAAAUUAUGAACACGCAAUAUACUUUACAUUCGGUCGACUUGUGUGGUCUAUUCUUAUAUCUUAUGGGAUAAUAGGUCACGGACUCUCUGGAUUUGGGGUUUGUAUCAGCGGCUUUUUAGGCCACAGAGUUUUCCACGUUCUUGGAAAAUUAGUUUUUUGCGUCUACAUGUACCAGGAAAUAAUUCAACUCCAAACGAUUGGAGCCAUCGAGAAACCAACAUACCAAAACUUAACAUUAAUAUUUUGGAGAUUUUGUGGUGACGCCACAGUGGCCUUCAUGUACGCAUUUGCUAUUAAUGUUAUGAUCGAAUCACCAUUUGAUAGAUUCCAGAAGAAUGUAAUGAAAAUAUUUGUUGGAGAUGCGUUUUCAAAGCCAAAACCACAACAAUCAAUUAAUAAAAACAAUCCUGAAAACUGCGAGGCACAAGCAUAAUUUUAAUUUAUUUAUUAACUUAUAUUAGUAAAUUAUUCCUUGGAUGAAAAUAUGAUUCAUUUUGUAUAUUUUGUUGUAGUAAAUUAAAAAAUAAUUAUUAUAUAUUUAUUAGAAUUGAUACUAUUCAAUAUAAUUUAUAAAUAUUCAAGAGAAGUAUCAAUUAUUAUAAUUGUGUGUAAUGUUUAUACCUAGUCAAAACUAUAAUAAUAUUGUAUAACAAUGUUCAAACUGUUGAGUAUACUUCUAAUUGAACUUUGAACAGAGGUACUAUUAAGUUGUAUUUGGUAAAAUAAAUCAAUUUCUGAUAAA
Rhopalosiphum padi (bird cherry-oat aphid) is the source of this 3005-nucleotide messenger RNA. Its product is annotated as nose resistant to fluoxetine protein 6-like. The transcript has 13 exons. Lineage: Eukaryota; Metazoa; Arthropoda; Insecta; Hemiptera; Aphididae. The record is from RefSeq and is a predicted model, not a curated record. Gene Ontology annotation, molecular function: acyltransferase activity, transferring groups other than amino-acyl groups. Bases 12 to 2696 code for a protein of 894 amino acids.